ACUGACAGACGAUCAAUGUCUCAAAGGUCGCUGUGACGUUUCAGUGCUCUGCAGGACACUGACCUGACUUCAGCUCAAACUGAAGAACGCCGUCUGAAUUUUCUCGACCUGCUCAGGUAACAUCUCACUGCUUCCUCCUUCAGAAUGAGGGCUGCUGAUUGGCUGUUGGUUCUGGCGUCCCUUGCCCUCCUUGCCCUCGCCGUAGAUGCCGACAUCUGCGGCGCCAAACCGAGAGACCUCCCUCUGGAGCCACGCUGCAUCUACCGCAGCCCCGACCUCGAGUCCCCUGAGGACCCGACCGACCAGCCGGAGCAGGUCCCCGAGUCCACCAACCCCCGAGUGUGGGAGCUGUCCAAGGCCAUCGGUCGCUUCGCCCUGUCACUGUACAAACAGCUGUCCCUAAGCAGGACGCCGGACGCCAACAUCUUCAUGUCUCCAAUCAGCAUCUCCACAGCGUUCGCCAUGACCAAACUGGGCGCGUGCAACAGGACGCUGCAGCAGAUCAUGAAGGUGUUUGAGUUCGACACCAUCAAAGAGAAGACGUCCGAUCAGGUGCACUUCUUCUUCGCCAAACUCAACUGUCGUCUGUACAGGAAGAAGGGCGACGCCACCGAGCUCGUCUCCGCCAACCGCCUGUUCGGAGACAAAUCUCUGAUCUUCAACGAGACGUACCAGAACAUCAGCGAGAUGGUUUACGGAGCCAAGCUGCUGCCCCUCAACUUCAAGGAGAACCCGGAUAAGGCUCGGAAAACCAUCAACGACUGGAUCUCUAACAAGACGGAGAACCUGAUUCAGGACACACUGCCACAUGGGGCGCUGGACUCCAACACCAUCCUGGUCCUCGUCAACACCAUCUACUUCAAGGGUCAGUGGAAGAACAAGUUCAACAAAGACUUGGUGUACGCCUCAGACUUCCACGUCAGUGAGAGUCGCACCUGCUCGAUCAACCUGAUGUACCAGGAGAACAAGUUCAGGUACAAGUACUUCCCUGACGACCAGGUGCAGGUGCUGGAGAUGCCGUACCUCGGUGACGACAUCACCAUGGUGAUCGUCCUGCCAACCAGAGGCACCCCGCUCAGUCAAGUGGAGGAGGGCCUGGACCUGAAGAAACUCACAGGCUGGAUGGAUGGACUGAGUGAAGUCAUUGUCGCUGUCCACGUCCCUCGCUUCAGGGUGGAGGACAGCUUCAGUCUGAAGGAGAAGCUGGAGGCGAUGGGACUGACCGACCUGUUCAGCUCUGAGAAGGCCAGCCUGCCAGGGAUGUUGGAGGAAGGCGGUGAAGGUCUCCAUAUCUCAGACGCUUUCCAUAAAGCCUUCCUGGAGGUGAAAGAGGAGGGCAGCGAGGCGGCAGCGGCCACGGCUGUGGUGGCAAUCGGGCGCUCCCUGAACUUAAACCGGGAGAUGUUCAUGGCCGACCGUCCGUUCCUGCUGCUCAUCAGAGAGUCGACCAUCAACGCUCUGCUGUUCACGGCGCGUGUGGCCGACCCCUGCAGCGAAUAAAAACGCUCCGCUGCUCCUCACGCUUCAACACCGCAUACAUACUUCAAAAAUAAAAAUCUCUCUUUGUUACA
This is a messenger RNA of Labrus bergylta (ballan wrasse), 1571 nucleotides long. The record is from RefSeq and is a predicted model, not a curated record. Lineage: Eukaryota; Metazoa; Chordata; Actinopteri; Labriformes; Labridae.